This is a messenger RNA of Striga asiatica, 2246 nucleotides long. The record is from the annotation of a GenBank genome assembly. NCBI's taxonomy places the organism in Eukaryota, Viridiplantae, Streptophyta, Magnoliopsida, Lamiales, Orobanchaceae.
CAUAAUCUUGCCAUGUUCACACAGAGAGAGGUCUGGUAUGGUUAUGGCUUCUCAUUCAUGGCCAGGAAUAAUAAACAGUGUUCUUAGCUCCACGGAAUCUCUCGCCAUCUUAGCCAACGCAGCUUUUCCCCUUUUUGCCUGUUCAAUUCUUCCUUUACCUUUUCAUUUAUUAUCAUUAAUUUUUGAAUAUUUUUCAUCUUGCCAUCACUAGGCAUCCGCCUCCUCACUAUAAGAUUCUCGCCCAUUAACUUUCUUCACUUCUUUCCCCAAGCCAAGAAUCUCUUUCCCCCUCACAGAUUCCUUCUUUUCCCUCCCCUACUUUCUUUCUCUCAAAAACUUAGCUUUAUCAAUAUGAUGCCAUUCUUCUCUUUCUACCCUCUCUCUCUCCCCUUCCCUCCUCGCCUCUCAUCAUCUCUCUUAGUCCCUUUCACCGUUUCAGAAAAUCCCUUUGCCUCAUGUCUUCUUCGAACGUCAACCACCUUUCUCAGCCUUGCAUUUAUGGACAUGUUGUUUCUUCACACGCAGACCGCAAAUCGAGGUUUAUGAAAUGGCUGAGUAGGCUUUUCAAAGGUGGGGCCAGCAACAGGCAUGCCGAUACUGGUGGACAGCAACCUCAGUCUUUUGGCGAUGAAAAUACUGUUUGGCGUGCUCCUGUUAGAUCCUUGGAUGACCGAUCUCGAGCCAAUAAAGAAAAGGAGGAAUUAGAUCGUGCGAUUGCACUUUCUUUGGCGGAGGAUUUAAAGAAACCAAAUGGAUACAAAUGGAGAACAGACAAUGAUGAACACAAUAAUGGUUUCAAUUCAGCACCUUAUCCUUCGUAUGCCCCUUCUGAUUAUUAUCAUAUGAGCUAUAGAAUCUGUGGCGGCUGUAAACGAGAAAUUGUUUAUGGGAAUUAUUUGGGGUGCAUGGGCACGUUCUACCACCCAGAUUGUUUUCGAUGCAGUGCAUGUCAUUAUCCUAUUACUGAACACGAGAUCCCUACUAAUGGAGUUGGCUUGAUCGAGUACAGAUGCCACCCUUUUUGGUCUCAAAAGUAUUGCCCUUCACACGAACACGACGCCACUGCUCGUUGUUGCAGUUGUGAACGUCUGGAGUCUUGGAACACAAAAUACAUAUCACUUGGAGAUGGGCGUAAUAUAUGCUUGGAGUGUAUGGAGUCGGCUAUUAUGGAUACGGGAGACUGUCAACCAUUAUACCAUUCCAUCCGAGACUUCUAUGAAGGAAUGAACAUGAGAAUUGAUCAACAGAUACCAAUGCUUCUUGUCGAGAGGCACGCCCUUAACGAGGCUAUUGAAGGGGAGAAACAUGGCUUUCAUCACAUGCCUGAGACGAGAGGUUUAUGCCUGUCCGAAGAGCAGACUGUUACUAGUGUUCUGAAAAGGCCAAGAAUGGAGCGUGCUGGACUAGUAGGAAUUAGGACACAACCCCAAAAACUGAUUCGUAAGUGUGAGGUUACAGCCAUUCUGGUUUUGUAUGGUCUCCCCAGGUUGCUCACCGGCUCAAUCCUCGCACAUGAGUUGAUGCAUGGAUGGUUACGACUCAACGGGUACCGAAAUCUGGCACCCGAGGUAGAAGAAGGCAUUUGUCAGGUACUCUCUCACAUGUGGCUCGAGUCUGAAGUAAUUCCCGAGACAAGAAACAUGCCAUCCACAUCAUCAUCAUCAUCAUUAACAACAACAAAAAAAUGGCCAUACGGAUCAUCAACCAUGACAUCAUCAUCAUCAUCAUCAUCUGUUUGGUCAUCAUCCAAGAAAGGCGGCAGGUCGAGUGUCGAAAACAAGCUUGGCGAGUUCUUCAUGCAUCAGAUAGCACACGAUGCUUCCCCUGCUUAUGGAGGAGGUUAUAGAGCUGCCAUGUCAGCAGUUAACAAGUUUGGUCUACGCCGUACUUUGGAUCACAUUCAAUAUACGGGACAGUUUCCUAUGUAAACUUUGAUUGUGUUUCGUUUGAAGACGUUCGGGAGUAUACUUAUUUUAUUUUUAUAUUUUAUUUCGAAGACUCGGGGAAAAUGGACUAUUGGUUUUCAUAUCUUCUUUGUUAUAUGGAAAGAGCUUUUUCUUCUGAAAAAGGACUGAGUUGAUCUUUGUGUAAGUGUGAUGAGCUCAUCCUCCCCUGGUUUUUUUGGGGGGUCCUGUGAGGAUAUGCACAUGCAGUUGUUAUGAAAUGUAAUCUUACGAAUUUGGGGACUCUUUUUAUUUGAUGAAAACAGUUGAACUCAAAAAGUUGAAUACAACAGGUAUUUUCAA